UUUGGCGGGAUCAGUGCAGGUGAUUCGACGGCACCCCCGCUUCAUAGGAUACGUCCUUUGUUUUAAGCUUAUAUUUCAUUUAAAAACCAUUGCAUCCAUGAUAUUUACAUUGUUGCAUUUAUGAAUAAGUAACCAAGUGACCGUUAGGCACAAAUUCGUUCUUCAUCGUCUGCAUUUUGUUGUAAAUCAUCAUGAAAAGCACUACAGGCUCCAAUGUGACGUCGUCUGGCCCAGCGCAGAAAAAGAUGAAGCAAGAAACUGUGCUGUCUUUCUUCACGGCCGCGAAAAAUCGAAAUGAAAAUGGAAGAAAAAGAAAACUUAGUGAAACCAAUGAUGAUGAAGUUCAGACUCUGAAGGUUGUUCGUUGUGGUGUCGAAAUUGUUGAUCCUCCCAAAAUUGACGCCACAGAAGCAUCGAAAGAGAAUAACCCAGAUUUGAAAGUUAUUGCUCCAGAAAGUGGAAAGGCAGAAGACGAAGAAAUUCCUGCUAAGGUAGACGGUCCAGUUAAUUCUGGUGAUAGCUCCAAGGACGAACUUAAAACAAUGGAUAUUUGCGAAGAUUCAUCUGAAGACAAAAAAUCUGAGGCGGAGGAAAGCAAAUCAGAAGGUGAUUCUUCCUCAGAAGCAGAUAGCAGAGAUGAAGAGGAACAAAGUGACGUAACCUCUGCAAAUACAAGCUUGAACCAGUCAGGCUUCAAUAACAGUCUUUUGAUGGACAUGUGUGACAAAGACUCUAUUACGUCCAUCAGUGAUAUUCCAAUAACUCCAAUGAAAACCACGCCUAAAGUACGAAAGCUCACCCCCAAGCAAAUUCAAAGGCAAAUGGAGAGUCUGAAGAGGAAAGAGGCCAAAGAAAAGGAAAAAGAGGAAAGGGAGUUGAAAAAGAAACAGGAGAAGGAGUUGAGACAAAAAGAAAGGGAAGAGAAAGAGCAGCAGAAAAAUAUGGAAAAAUUAGAGAGACAGAAAAAGAAACAGGCUGAAAUUGAUCAGAAAAAUGAAGAGAAAAAAGUAAAGGAAGAGGAGAAGCGCAAACUAGAGGAGAAAAAACUUGAAGAAAAGAAGAAAAAGGAGGAGGAAAAGCUGAAAGAAAAGCAGAAGAAGGAGGAAGAGAGGAUGAUGAAAAAAGAAAAGAAGGAAGAGGAGAGAAAGAAAGCCGAGGAGGAAGAGAAGAAGAAAAUGGAAAAGUCUGCUGCUGCAUUUGCUAACUUUUUUAAAAAGGCUGCUAACCCAGAUGCUACAAAAGUUCAAGAAGAAAAUGAAAAUCUUCUAAAUAACUUCAUGCCUUUCACUCUGAAGAAAGGUAUGCGACUGGCCCCUAUCCUCCGCAGCUCGUUAGAAGAGAGCAACCGAGUUGAAUUUGAAACUAAGGUUGAGUGUCAGAGUGCAGAAAAACUGUAUCUGCAGAUGCUUCAAAACAAAGAAGUGAUCCCCAAAAAGAGUGCCAAGACCUUCCCUGCCAGUGAAAAUGUCCCUGACGAUGAUAUCCGAAUCAUUGAAAAGGAAGAAGUUGAAGACGAGGUAGAAAAAUUUGGUGAGAUUGUGGUGACAAGCAACGUUCUCGAGAAAAAUUUAAAGCCACCUCGAGCCAAAUUGCUCCAAUUCUCUGAGAACCGUCGACCAGCAUACUGGGGAACUUGGUCAAAGAAAAGCACAAGCAUCACUCCUAAGAAACCCUUUGGCCAAGACAAAAUGUUUGAUUAUGAGGUGGACUCUGAUGAAGAGUGGGAAGAAGAGGAGCCGGGUGAGUCUCUGCAUGGCUCUGACGAUGACAAAGAGUCUGAGGACGAAGAGUAUGAGGUUGACAAUGAUGUCUUUGUUCCCCACGGAUACUUGAGCGAUGAGGAAGCUGGUAACAGUGCCGAUGAAUAUUUGCCUGUUGAAGAACAAAAGGAGAGACUCAAACAACUUGAUCUUGAGUUCCGAGAAGAAAUGAAAAAGAAAGUGAAGCAGCUGCUGCCUAGAAUGGUUACCUGCUUCCAUCCAGACGACCCUACUAAAAAAGACGACCCUGUGCACGGUCAAGUCAUGCAUCUCCUGAAACAGUUUGCUGCCGUGGUUGUGAUUGACAAGAUUCCAACUUCCUUUAAUACAGAAAAGGUAGAAUGUGAUAACUUGGAAGAAGAGCCUUCAGACGAUACUGACGGCGCAACAAAGGCUGAUGGCUCUGCCAAAAAGAAAAAAAGAAACAAGUUGCGAGUUCCUGAUGAAGCAGUUUCCGAUUUCAUUCGUUUGCUGCACGGCAACACUAAGAACCGGCACUACCUCGUGAAAGAGUUCAUCAGCUACUGGGAUCGAAAAAUGCAUCCGGAUAUUGACCCUGACGCUGAAAAUGUAGAAGAGCGAGUUCUCAUCUCAAUGGGGAACGCAAACAAAAAACUGCGAGAGCUGGCAGUUUGGCAGGCCUGUCCAGAUGAAGGUCCAAUCCAAGGUCGAAUGUGUUGGUGGGUGUCCAAAGAGGAGCGAGAGAAGAACAAUCUGACGGACCUGCCUCUUCCGAAUGCUUGGUCCUAUAUUCUGAAGCCAGCUGCCAAAAGAUCAAAAAUUCCUAAAGCUGUGGAAAAGAAAACUGAAGACGCUAAGAAAGAGCAGUUUCCUAUGGAAGGUGCUGCAACUACUCCAGAACCAGAAGCACCAGAAACUCCUCCCAAGAUUCAGGGAACCCUGAUCACAAAAUUCACCAAAGUUCUCACACCCGAAGAAAGACAGCGACAAGUUGAGGUUGAAAAGCAGAAGGCCAAAGAGGUGAAAGAGAGAAGGGAAGCUGCUGAGAAGAAAGAGGCGUUGGAGAAAAAGACCCUCCCAUUCAGCCCUGCCUCUGCAUUUUUUGCCAAAGCAUCGCCUCCCGCGUCAUCCUCCUCGGACGCAAAUAAACCAUCUACUCCCAGCAGUUCUGCAAACCAGAGCGUCAACAAACCAAGUCCAGCCGGUGAGCAGAAAAAAGGACGUCGAGUGUCACUGCUAUUUUCUGUGCCAAGAGGCCAAGCCAUUCCCUCUUCUAGACCAACUCCGGCCUUCAACCCUGUUCCAAUCGCAACACAUAGCAAGGCUGAUGACGAUGAUGUGGUCCCUCUUAACUAAUUUUUCUAGAAGUGAUGAUAGCAACUUGCUCAUAUCUAUUGCCUACAAGUGAAAUAUAAUUUUCUUCCUAAUGUAAACCAACGUUAUAACUUUCACAUCAAAUGUAAAUAUCUUCGACCAUACUUCCUGAGUGAAAACGUUUUGCAAAAUAAAAAAUCAACAAAAUUAUAUAAAUGUUGGGGGUCAUUAAUAAUCAGGCAAAAGUAACUUCACAAUUGAGGCCCCCAUUUACAAUUUCUCCAAACAGACUGGAAUUUAAUGAUAUGUACUAAAUCAUCCUCUUAACAACGUUUUUUUUAGUGAGUAUAUCUUAAAUAAAAUACAAAUUAAAUACAAAGAGGAUUGACAAUUUCAUCAAACUCCUGUUUUAAUACUUUCUAGUGCAAUUAAGACAUAUCUGGUUGAGCUGAUUUAUUUUUAGCGGCCUGCGUUGGGAGCUUACGUUGUUUGAAUGCUUUUUGUAAGUUGUUAUUCUUUGACAACUGCAUUAAGGCAAGCUGUAUUUUUUGACAACUGAUAAAAGUCAUGUGCACCAUUUUCUAGGCGCAUUUUUAAACAACUACCUUAGGGGUUUCAAAUAAAACAUGGGCUCCCGUUUAGUUGUGUUGACGCAAUGUAUGUUUUGGUCGCAAUUCAUCAAAUUUUGUAACUAACACGUCUGUUGUUCCUCGGCGCGUUGCCUCGUGAUAAAAAGCGAACCUGUUUAUGGACAAGGGACUAUACCACCGUACUUUGAAAAAGUCGUAAAAACGGUCUCGUCAUUUAAUUCCUGGGCAAACACAUAGUGCGCGAUUUACGACACUUGUGGUAAAACGCCUAAUGACACUCUUUAAUUCUUUUACAGUACGUAGUCGCGCAGCAGGCCUAUUUACAACUUUGCAAGGCAUAAAUUUUAAUAAGGACAAAACGAAAGCAAUGUGUUUUGAAUUACUUGCUGAGAGCAUAAUAACCGAUCACCGAUGAAAUUAAACUUUAAAAUAAAUUAGAUGAACGGCUGAACAAUAAAAUCAAAGGCAACAUUGAGCUUGUGCCAAUUAAAGGUGCUGUGAAAUUGGCAGGGCAGUGUUGAAUUAAAGCUUGCAAUUGUAGAAAAAAAAAUUAAAAUAUUAAUAAUUUUUAAAAAAAAAAAUCUUAUAAUAAUUACACCAAAUUACACUUAAAAUAUAAAAGAUCUGAAGUACUUUAAUUAACAUAAAAUUUGAGUUCAGCUUUUUGUAACCUCGAAUACAAAAUAAAAUUAUUUUACGCAGCCCUAGCUUAAAUUGCCAUUCAUAACCGCUGAAGUAAACGUAUUUCAUAAAGCGUAAUUGAAGUUUCAUGUUUAUGUUUGAAUUUGUAGCAAGGGUCAUUUCGAUUACAAUCUACUGGUUACUAGCGUUUAUAUCACAGGCACUGAUAAUUAUAAUUCAGAGACCAGCAUUGCAAUUUUUCAUGUCUGUAUACACACACAA
This is a messenger RNA of Neocloeon triangulifer, 4528 nucleotides long. It is a transcript of the gene Caf1-180, whose product is annotated as chromatin assembly factor 1 subunit A-B. Gene Ontology annotation, biological process: nucleosome assembly. The coding region runs from base 192 to 3077 and encodes 961 amino acids. Gene Ontology annotation, cellular component: nucleus; CAF-1 complex. The transcript has 9 exons. The record is from RefSeq and is a predicted model, not a curated record. NCBI's taxonomy places the organism in Eukaryota, Metazoa, Arthropoda, Insecta, Ephemeroptera, Baetidae.